GCCGGCCGAGCCCACUCUUCUCCGUGUCGCUUGCUUGGAAGGGUACCUGAUCGACAAUUCUUGCCGGAAAGAAGCCUGCAUGGCCUGCAUAUCCCUUUCGUCGUUUGUACCGUUCCGCUAUCGGCCGAUCGGGUUGGAAAGAUGGCUCGCGGUAACGGACGUCCAUCUUAUUGUUGUCAACUGUCUACUCGACAAUCCGCACCGCCAAUCAAUCGGGCUAUAUCGAGGUACAUUGUCACAUACGUACAGGCUCCCGCACCUUGCCUGUAGGAUCAGGAAACGAGAGCAACCAACGGGGUAAAAUGCAGCUUCUCGAGAUUGACAUUCUCUACAAUGAGGUCAUCCCACUAAGCGAUGGCCUCACUCUUUCAGCUCAAAUCUGGCUGCCCGUCGAGGCUACAACUGCCGCACCGGCCCGCGUGCCCGCAAUCCUCGAGUACCUCCCUUACCGAAAGCGGGAUGGCACUGCAGUGCGCGACGCCAUGAACCACCCAUACGUUGCCAGCCGCGGCUACGCUUGCGUCCGCGUGGACAUGCGCGGCGCCGGGGAUUCCGAAGGCCUGCUGCUGGGCGAAUACCUCAAACAAGAACAGGACGAUGCCCUCGAGGUCAUUGACUGGAUAGCCAGCCAGAAAUGGUGCACUGGGUCCGUGGGGAUGAUUGGCAUCUCUUGGGGCGGGUUCAACAGCUUGCAAGUCGCCGCACGACGGCCACCACAGCUCAAGGCCAUCAUUUCCAUCUGUUCGACUGACGAUCGUUUUGGCGAUGAUAUUCACUAUAAAGGAGGGUGUCUGUUGACAGAGAACUUGACGUGGGCGGCGUCGAUGCUGGCAAUCAAUUCCUCACCUCCCGAUCCAGCACUUGUCGGCGAAGACAAGUGGCGCAAAAUGUGGCUCAAAAGACUCGAGUCGGGCGGGUUCUUCGCCAAGGAGUGGCAUGAGCAUCAGCAUCGCGAUGCAUUCUGGAAACAUGCCUCGAUAGGCCAGAGCUAUGCCGACAUCGAAUGCGCCACAUAUCUGGUUGGCGGCUGGGCUGAUCCUUACACCAACACCAUCUUCCGCAUGCUCGAGAAUCUCAAAUGUCCGCGAAAGGGCCUCGUCGGGCCUUGGGGACACAAGUAUCCCAACUUUGGCGUUCCGGGCCCACAGAUUGGGUUUCUGCAGGAAGCAGUGCGGUGGUGGGAUUACUGGCUCAAGGGCGAGGACAAGACGGGGAUCAUGGAAGAGCCCAUGCUGCGCAGUUACCUCCAGGAUCCGUGGCCGCCAGCACCCUACGACGAGUUCCGCCCUGGCCGAUGGGUUGCUGAAGAGUGCUGGUCGGAUGAGGAGAAGCUCAAGGCUGGCGUGGUGAUGGGUUUGGCUCCUGGCAGAUUGACCAACACCACUGGCGCCAGCGACGAGAAACUGUCCAUCUGCUCACCACAAAAUCUGGGCUUUUCUGGAGGGCGAUGGCUGGUCUUUGGCAUCGAGGGUGAAGGCCCAGGCGAUCAACGUGCUGAGGCCGGUGGCAGUCUUGUCUUCGAUACAAAGGCUCUGGACGAGCCGAUGGACCUGCACGGUCCGGCUGAGCUCAAGCUUCGCAUCGCAAGCAACAAGCCCAACGCCCUGGUUGCAGCGACCUUAUCCGAGGUCUUGCCCAAUGGUGGCGGAGUGACGCGGGUGUCGUACGGCGUGUUGAAUCUGACGCACCGCAACGGCUCUGACAAUGGUCCAGAGCUCCUGGAGCCAUAUAAGUUCUACGAUGUCAGCUUCAAACUAAAUCAUUUCGGCCAGCGCAUCGGGAAGGGCAGUCAACUGCGCCUGGCACUGUCAUCGACAUAUUUUCCCAUGGUCUGGCCGUCGCCUGAGACGACAACGUUGACAAUUGAUUGCAUGCACAGCAGCAUUGGCCUUCCACUCCGAAGAGAUAACCCGCUGGAUUCUAAGCUGGAGAAGUUCAGACCUGCGAUCAACGGGACUUUGCCCAAGACUGAUAUACGGAAAGCCACGCACAAGAACUUCGUCCGACACGAUUGGGACUCGAAUCGAACAGAGCUCUGUGUGUACUGGGACGAUGGAAAGUGGGAGGUCGAUGCCACAGGUUGGAAAUUCGGGAACAUCGCGGACCUGGUCGUGAGCGUCUCACCUAAUGAUCCUCUCUCUGCGACCGUGGAGCAGAAGUUCGAUCGCGAGUUUGGACGAGGAGAUUUAGAUCUCAGAACGAAUGGAUGGACCAAGAUGAAGAUGACCAAGACAGACAUGCUCAUCACUGCGUACGUCGAAGCUUGGGAUGCCGGGAAGCUGUUUUUCCAGAAGAACUAUUCUGUCUCUGUACCGCGAAGCGGGCUUUAGUAAAAAAUGUCUUAUACACUAAGAACAAUGAGCAAGGCUAGAAAGCUCAAGCCUCUGAUAUGUUAAGGCACUUGCAAUUGAGAUUGAAAGUCUACCACAGGUUCCCGGCAUAGAUUGGUACGGCAAUAGGUACUGGUUACGAUCCCUAUCGUUACUUGCCCGGCCGGAUUGGGACUGGCUUGGGUUCUGAUCGGACUAUGCGAUACACAACUCGGCUUCAGUUGGUCAAACACGAGCUUAUGUCGAGGAGUGGUUCCACCGCAGCUAAGGUCAAAUCCAAAGUGCAACUAGGGCUUUGUUCUCCCUGAUAAAAUGGCGUAGAAACUGAUGGUAACAAACGGAUAGUGUGUACACAGUGC
Molecule: messenger RNA, 2689 nt
Organism: Microdochium trichocladiopsis
Lineage: Eukaryota; Fungi; Ascomycota; Sordariomycetes; Xylariales; Microdochiaceae
Product: Alpha/Beta hydrolase protein
Exons: 1
Coding region: 303-2330 (675 amino acids)
Molecular function (GO): dipeptidyl-peptidase activity
Source: RefSeq, a predicted model, not a curated record